Venustampulla echinocandica is the source of this 2970-nucleotide messenger RNA. RefSeq lists its product as uncharacterized. Bases 1 to 2970 code for a protein of 989 amino acids. The transcript has 4 exons. Lineage: Eukaryota; Fungi; Ascomycota; Leotiomycetes; Helotiales; Pleuroascaceae. The record is from RefSeq and is a predicted model, not a curated record.
AUGCGAGACCAUAAGCGUCGGUCCCUUGCGGCGGGAAGAGCGGCUUUUACUCUUCUUUUCAUUGCUCAAUACGCAUCUGCACAGCGCUUCUUAAAUAACAGUACUGCAAUCGGCUUUAGCACUUUUCAGUUUUCUUCGUCGACUGUUACUACCUCUUCGUCGACGAUCAGCAUUCCAUCCACUGGCACAGAAAUCAUCUCUUCAAACUCCUCCAGCUCCUCAGCGCUUGUAUCUACUGGUUCCUCAACCAUGACCACCACUUCCAAUGCGAUUACUUCAUCAGCUACCACUUCAACGUCAUCUAUAUCCUCUUCAGUUGCAACAGGAAAUUCAUCGUCUUCCUCUAUAAUAUCUUCCUCAACUCGACCAUCUCCCACUGGCGUCUCGAUAGGAAUAAUCACUUCUGUCAUUGUUCAAUCCGGUACAACCAUUACAAAGGACGUCCUAACUGGCGGAUCGCUCACCGCACCAAUUACUCUCCCACCAGUCACAACGACAUUCGUCAGCUCCGAGGCAACAUCUGCCGUAUCUUCAGUUUCUUCCCAAAUUAUAGGCAUACUACCUAUUAUCAUUGCCUGGAAAAAGGACCCAAUCCCAUUACAGACCGACACACUCAACAAAAUCAACAGGAUCAAAGGAACUGUGGACAACCUCAUAUCUAGUCUGGGCACCAAGCCGUCGUCGAAACCAUGUAGUCAGAAAAAGAAGCGGGGUCUAUUUGGCAUUAUUGGCGACGUUGCCAAUGCAUUGACUUGUAUCACUAGCGAGUUGGAGAACGUCACGAAGAAUAUCAAAGGAGGUAUCAUUGAAGGCGUUGAUAUUAUUUUGUCCAACAUUCAAUCAGAGACUGAGGAACUUACAGAAGAGGAGGAAAACGAGACUGAUUCAAAGUCCGACACUUCGACAUCUUCGGAUGGAUCAUGCACCGCUACACAGACAGCAUUCCGAGUCACUGUUCUAUGUGGACCGACUACAUACACGACCAUGGGCAAAGCUGUUUCGAUUACAACUUGCUCGUCUACAGCCACGGUUACAACCACUGGUUGCACCGCCACCGGACGUACAAUCACUAUCUCUAGUAGCGCGCCAAGCGCAACCCAAACAGUAUGUGCUUCUGGUACUUGCGGAGAUGCUUGUCCACUCGCUGGCGGCCCUCUUAGUGGCGCCAGUAUGGGCAUCGGAGCUACGACUGUAAACGGUAAGAUGAUCUCGACCUCCGCUCUACCAACUGCUAGCUACGGAGCCGUCGGGAACGGCGCUUCUAAGAGAGAGUUGUUCAAUAGCCCAAUCGAUUACAAUGGAACUCUGGUCGAUAAUUCCAAAUCCUUGUUUGAACGCGCUCUUCCGGACGUUGCUGCUCUAUACACCAACUAUGUCUCAAGUCUGAGUAUAAAUGCCAACUGGGUUAGUCAACACGGCCUUACGUCUGGAAUCUGGUACAACUAUCCAAACGCUGGUAUAGCUAUCGUAGGUGUUAAUGGCAUCUAUGGUUGCACGGCGGUGGUCAUCGCAUCUGAGUUGGGUGUGUAUCUUUCUCACAUUUGGGAGGAUCCUGUAUUCGUUACUGGGGAUGAUCAGACGCCAACUGACGAUGCUUCUUUUAUCAGUAAUACGUUCAACGCGCUCCGUGAUGGCACAGCAAAUGCCCGGAGUAUCACAGCUUUGAUCGGAACAUAUGCCCAGCCUGGAGUUUUACAUGCUAUAUACUCCUCAAAAAAGAUCACCACUCCACUGAAAUAUCAAGCACGCGCUGAAGAUUUGGCUAGCAGGCUUGCUAGACUCAUUCCUGGUUCGGGCGGUUCCGGGUUCACCACGGGCUACACACGUACCAACGCCACAAAGUCUACUAAACGCUUCGGCGUAGCUGGCAGAGCCAUCUUGGAAGUUGAUCCCUAUCAAAGUUGGAUUACAACCUUUGCCGCUGACCAAGACCCCAAUGACUUCUGGGUUCCAAAUACUACACCACCUACUGCCAUUGUAGCGCGAGAUGUUGGCCACCCAAAUCCGUGCAAAGGCCAAAUUAGUAGCAAACCUACCAGCUCUAGCCAAUCCACCACAACUUCCUCAAGCUCGAACACUUCGUCGUCUCAGACUUCCUUGAUUUCAACCUCUUCGUCUUCGAAUAGCUCCACGAUUUCGAGUACGACUAGUGUAACAACAUCAUCAAACAGUACAACUAAGACAGACAGUACGCUCACGACUUCUAUAUCCUCGAUCCAUAACGUGACUUCCACCUCCUCCUCAUCCCGAAGCAGAACCUCAGCUCCACUAAUCACCUCUUGUACUCUCUCAAAUCAAGGUGCUCUUAGCACAGGCAACAUUAACAUCCCAGCCACAAUUGCCUGUAAUUGCAACGAUGGUUGGACAGCCGGAAUUGGGUCUAGGGUUGGCGACAACGAAUACACAACUUAUACUUGUCAAGUCGGCACCGGCACAAGUAUCGCCGUCAAGACUGUAGCAGCACCCACUCCUACCCCAGCACCAGCACCAGCACCAGCCUUUAAAUCCGGCACCUGCAACAUCCACAUCUUCGAGGCAUCCAACGGCGUCGCCAACCCUUUUUUCGUAGGCCUCCAAAUCACCGACGGCGGCGGCGCUGUCCUCGCUCGCAAGAACUUCCAAGUCAAAUGGAGCGAAACUGCUACCAUCUCUAAAGCCGGCUCCAAACUCCCCUACGAUCUCAACGUCGAAUUCUCCAAGUCCUCGAAAGCACUGAAGAGGGGCUUGAACAGGAGAGCUGGAGGAGCGCCACCGGGGGCAUUGCAGUAUCUGUAUCAGAACUGGGUUGUGGGUGUGACGGCGGGGGGGACGAAGUGGGAUAGUACUCAGAGGGAUAAGGCGAAAAUGCCUUAUUGCAAUGUUGGCGGGUGGGACAAUGGGGACUUUGGUGACUUUUUGGAUGGGCUGCUUAGUUUGGGGGCGGAUUCACAUGCUCCGACUCGACAGAUGGAUUGCCGGUGGGCUUGCUAA